AUGGCCGCAUUCAGAGCGUUAGCCCUCGCGUGCGCGCUCCUCCUCGUGUCGACUUCCGCCUUGGCGCAGCGUGGUCCGCCUGGCGGAGGUCCUCCCGGCGGUCAGCGCGGAGGCCCUGGCGCCGGUUCCGGCGGGCCCGGCGGUCCUGGCGGUCGCGACGGCCUCGGCGGGCCUGGCGGGCCUGGCGGGCCUGGCGGGCCUGGCGGGCCUGGCGGACCGCGCGGUCCUCCGCUGAACCUCACCGCCGUCGGGAAUCUGACGGCCGAUAUCGGAGCGCAGCUCGCCAACUGCACGGUGGAUCAGAAGACCCUCAACGGCAGCUUCCACCUCGCCAUCUUCAAGAACUCCACCGGAAAUUACAAUCUUCUGGUCGAGGCAAUGCUGGUGGAUGCGGCGGGCGGUCCGCCCGACUCGCUGGCGAUCGUGAAGGGCGCCGUGUGCGACGCCGCCGCGACGGACGUGCUCGCGCUGCCGCUCGCCGCGGCGGACUGGCAGCAGCGCGCGGGGUGGUGGCUGCUGCACGCGGAGGCGCGCCUCGACGUGUUCCUCGAGAACGCGGACGCCGCCACCCUCGACGCGCUGCUCGCCGUGCUCCCCACCGCCUCGCCUCCGCCCACCAGCGGCGGCGGGCGCAACGGCGGAGGCAGCGCGGGGGGCGCACGGAACGGGCAGGGCGGGAGGCGCAUGGGGCGUGAGCUGCUGAUGGGCGCAUUCGGCCGCGCUGCCAGGCAGGGGGGACAGAAGCAGGGGGGGCAGAAGCAGGGGGGGCAGCAGCAGGGGGGGCAACAGCAGGGGGGAGCGCAGCAGGCGCCUGCAGUGAGUGGGUAUGCUGUGCUGGCGGGCAGCAGCGCAGCAGUCAACUCGAUCCAAUGUAUGCUCUUCUUUUGCAUCUCCUGCCCCUCCGACCCGUCCCUCCCGCUGCCCAUUCCCACUCCCUGCCCUGUCUCCCUCCCUGCCCCUACCUCCUGCCCCUCCUCGCCCCCUGCCCCGUUCCCCUGUCGCUUCCUCAUGUCGCUUCCCCUUUCCCUUCCCCCUGGGCCCCCACCUUGGCCCUUUCUUUUGCCCCUCCCCCCCACCCCUUUCCCCUACUCCUCCACCCUUGCCCGUUCCCUGCUCCCGUUGAGCUAUGCCAUCAAUCAAGGAGCUAGGCACUCAGAAUAUGGCAAUACAUAUAGCUUUCGCUUCCCUUUCCUAAUGCCCCUCCUCUCUGCCCCUUCGCUUUGCCCCUCCUCUUUUCCCCUUCCCUUUGCCGUUUUCCUUUACCCCUUCCUUCUCAACUUCUCCAGUGCCCUCCCCUUUUCCUUGCCACUCCCCCCUUCCCCUUCCCCCUUCCAUUCCUCCUCCAUUUUCAACCUUCCGUUUGGCCCUUCCCCUAGCCCCUUUAUCUUUGCCCCUUUCACCUUGCCCUGCCUCCCUGCCCCUCAAUAUGCACCCCUCCCGCCUCCUUCCCCCUUGCUUCUUCCCCCGACCCCCUCCCCCUUUCUCCGGUCACCUGCCCCUCAACCUGCGCCGCUGUCCCCUGCACCCACCCACCAGUUCUUGGUGUGCUGCCUCUGA
Molecule: messenger RNA, 1557 nt
Organism: Closterium sp. Naga37s-1
Lineage: Eukaryota; Viridiplantae; Streptophyta; Zygnematophyceae; Desmidiales; Closteriaceae
Source: the annotation of a GenBank genome assembly